UACCGUAUGAGUAGACUAUUAACAUAAAUAUGAGUGUCAUUCCAUACCAUUCCACACAAACUUCAUAAAACAUAUGAUAUUCUUGUUUUAGUGCAUUUAUAGUACACUUACAGUGCAUUUCAAACAUACAAAUUCUUGGUGCCAUUGAUUAUUCAUUGGUUUUAUAAGACUAUUUCAAUUCAAAUGUCUUGUAUUAUAAACAGAAUGCGGACUCGUAGUCUAAAUGCACCCAGUCCUAUAUACCAGUUUGGGCCGUGCGGGCGUAUUAUGAAAAAUUCAACAGUCGUUAUGACAAUUCAGGACCCGGCGAGUCAGCGGCUGACGUGGAAUAAGCCUCCCAUCAGUGUCUUGGUUAUCAAGAAAAUUCACGACUCGCUUGUCAUUCAGCCGUUCAUUGAUUUAGUUCGUUGGCUUAUUUGGGAGAAAAAAAUGUCUGUUUAUGUGGAGUCGGCGGUCAUGGAUGACCCGCAGCUUAAGACCAACCAAUUAUUUCAACCGUUCAAAGAUAAACUGUGCACUUUCAGGGAGGGCAUGGAUGACCUCACAGACAAAGUGGACUUCAUCAUAUGCCUGGGCGGGGACGGCACUCUCCUCUAUGCCUCUUCACUGUUUCAGCAAAGUGUACCGCCGGUGAUGGCCUUCCAUAUGGGUUCCCUCGGAUUUCUGACUCCAUUUGAAUUCGACAACUUUCAGGACCAGGUGUCAAAUGUGCUCGAAGGUAACCAUUUGCCACAUUGUCUUCCCAAUACUGCCCAUACUUUGGUAAUACUAACGCAUGAGUCCUAUUACACGACCUCAGGUCACGCGGCGCUUACUUUGAGAAGUCGACUCCGAUGUCUGAUUGUCCGCAAGAAUGAGACCAUUAGUGCGAUUGAGAAGCUCUCCAAACAAAACACCUGUCAUUUGGUUCUCAAUGAAGUGGUUGUGGAUAGGGGUCCGUCACCCUAUCUCUCCAACAUUGAUCUAUACAUCGAUGGCAAACAUAUAACCACAGUUCAAGGGGACGGGCUUAUUGUGUCCACACCAACCGGUAGUACAGCUUAUGCUGUGGCAGCCGGCGCUGCAAUGGUCCACCCGAGUGUUCCGGCUAUUAUGGUGACCCCUAUUUGCCCGCAUUCUCUGUCAUUCCGUCCGAUUGUAGUUCCGGCCGGAGUUGAGCUCAAGAUAUGUGUUUCGCCCGACUCUCGCAACUCUGCGUGGGUUUCAUUUGAUGGUCGAAACCGACAGGAGAUACAACUCGGGGACAGUCUUCGAGUGACGACAUCUAUAUUUCCCGUCCCAUCCAUUUGUGCCGAAGACCAGAUCAGCGAUUGGUUCGACUCAUUGGCUGAAUGUCUUCACUGGAAUGUCCGCCGAAAGCAAAGACAGUUUGACGAGUACUCGGAUCUGUUGCACAGUUCCAGCAAUGAUUCGCUCGAUAAACAACAUUUCGAUGGCAUUGAGAGUUGAGAUCAACUCACUCUCCACUGAUUUUACCGAAUAUUCUUUCAUUACUCUAUAAAUAAUUUAUAAUUAUUUUCAAAUCCAAUCAUUUUAUAACUGAUUUUUUGUAAUUACUUUUUGCGAUAUUUUUAUUAUAUUACUC
Molecule: messenger RNA, 1585 nt
Organism: Oppiella nova
Lineage: Eukaryota; Metazoa; Arthropoda; Arachnida; Sarcoptiformes; Oppiidae
Source: the annotation of a GenBank genome assembly